CUUUAUAGUCAAAUGGCAUCCAGCUCUGGAUCUAGAGUUCUUCUGUCUGGUGGCUAUGACUGCCAGUUUCUACAAGAGCCUCCUGAUGACCUCAAGUGCUUGAUAUGUCUGUGUGUGGCCAGAGACCCCUUACAGCAUGGAGACAAAGGAUGUGGGAAAAUCUACUGUAGACAGUGUAUCACAGAGUAUAAGAAGAAGAAUGACAAGUGCCCAAACUGUCGUAGACUAAUUGUGACUUUCAGAGAUGUUCGAAGUGAAAGAGACAUUCAGUCACUGAAGGUGAAGUGCCAGAAUAGUGAGUGUCUGUGGGUAGGAGAACUUAGAUAUCUUGAAGAACACCUCAAGACGUGCGAUUACACAAAACUACCCUGCCCAAACAAAUGCGAACAAAUGAUUAGAAAGCGGUCUAUUGAGAAUUCAAUAAUUUGGAAAGUCAUUGAAGUAUAUCGCAAGGAUCUUAGAAGGCACCUCAAAACAGAAUGCCCACAGCGUCAAUUUCAGUGUCCUCACUGCCACGAGACUGGGACAUAUGAACAUAUCACCAAAUGGCAUAUUAGACAUUUUUGUCCCAAGGUAAAAAUCAGGUGUCCUAAUUCUCCAGAUUGUGAUAAAACUUUUUUGAGGGAAAUAAAAAGUGAACAUGUUUCUAUUUGCCCUUAUCAAAAGCUUAUAUGCAAGUACAAAGAAUUUGGUUGCAUAAUGAAACCAUUUCGCAAAGACCUCAAGGAUCACGAGAAUAACGACAAGCUACACCUUCGUAUCACCAUGGAUACCCUGCUGGCAGUACAGACACAGUGUAGAAAAUGGACAGAAGAAUGCAGUGUAUUGAGGGCACCAGACAAUUCAACUGCCAAACAAGCUCAUCGGAUAACAUUUAAAAUGAACAAUUUCGGAAAAUAUAAGGAAAAGGGGAAGGAAUUUCAUAGCCCAUUCUUUCAUACUCAUCCAGAAGGAUACAAAAUGAUUAUCGAAAUCAAAGGGUACGGUUUUUUAGAGCAUGAAGGUACACACAUAUCAGUGUGUACCUACCUAAUGAAAGGAGAAUACGAUGAUCAACUCGAGUUCCCUUUCCAAGGUACCUUAAAAAUUGAACUACUGAAUCAAUUGCAGAAUAGAAAUCAUCACCAACAGUCUUACGAUAACAAGGGUUAUUGUAGAUUGGGUGCUGAAAGAGUAACAGAUUGCGAAAAGGCUUUUUACCCGUUUAGCAGCAUGGACGCAUUUAUACCGCACACUGAGCUUGAGCUCAACACUACCACAAACUGUCAGUACUUACUGAAUGACACACUAAUUUUUAGAGCUUCUGUUGAAGUGCCUUCUUAUAAGCCUUGGUUACAAUGCACUGCUUAAUGAUUAUGUGUAUGUGCAAUUGUUAUUAAUUUGUGUAGUGUCUUUUUACUGUUAUUAUGGUACGUAUUGCCAAAUUGACACUCCAGCCUACAUGCAUGUAGUACAAUUAUACAGAUG
This is a messenger RNA of Halichondria panicea, 1467 nucleotides long. Its product is annotated as TNF receptor-associated factor 5-like. The coding region runs from base 13 to 1350 and encodes 445 amino acids. Gene Ontology annotation, molecular function: zinc ion binding; tumor necrosis factor receptor superfamily binding; ubiquitin protein ligase activity. Lineage: Eukaryota; Metazoa; Porifera; Demospongiae; Suberitida; Halichondriidae. Gene Ontology annotation, biological process: innate immune response; protein K63-linked ubiquitination; lipopolysaccharide-mediated signaling pathway. The record is from RefSeq and is a predicted model, not a curated record. The transcript is spliced from 2 exons.